Molecule: messenger RNA, 3250 nt
Organism: Pseudovirgaria hyperparasitica
Lineage: Eukaryota; Fungi; Ascomycota; Dothideomycetes; Acrospermales; Acrospermaceae
Product: ARM repeat-containing protein
Exons: 8
Coding region: 1-3057 (1018 amino acids)
Biological process (GO): protein import into nucleus
Cellular component (GO): nuclear membrane; cytoplasm
Source: RefSeq, a predicted model, not a curated record
AUGGCUCAGUCAGCAAACACAACGCCACAAAGCUUCGAGGAUAUAGAAACUCUCGUGAAGCAGCUGUACCAGCCUGGUUCGGCAAAACAGGUGUCAAGGAUACAAGCCAAGCUCCAUCAAUGGCAACGUUCAGAUGCCGGCUGGGAUGUAGCAGAGAGACUUCUCUCCAAUGAUGACGCUAACGUUAGAUUCUUCGGUGCCCUCACGUUGACUAUAAAGCUUAAUGUCGAUUGGAGAAAGAUUGGCAGCGAUCAAGAGCCAUCAGGUGAGACCUUGUUGUCUGGUCUCGUCACCUGCCUGAUACAAUUCGUUAAUCCCAUCAAUCGUCAUGAACCGCCAUUCGUUAUCAAGAAGCUUUGCUCGACCCUGGUAACCUUCUUCUGCAAACCGAUACUUAAUUGGUCCCUAUGCAUUCGACAACUUGCCUGUUCCCUUUACGAAGGCCGUUAUGUGGAGGAAUCGAUGGUGUCUGGACUCGGCAAUUUCAUGGAGAUCAUUUCACACCUGACUGCACUCCAAUUGCAAUGCGUACUAUGGUUUGCGACGGACUUGGCAGAUGAGAUAGGGAAGCUCGAUGGCAUCGAAAGCCGCAAAAUACAUAAUCAUAUGAGAGACAACGCAGAAGACGUGAGCUGGCUUAUACAGUGUGGCCUGCGAUUUGGUACCCCCAUGGAGUCAACCGCAGAUAUGAGUACUACUGGUCAGCUGUCCGACGCAGCAUAUAGAGUCGUGCAAACGAGUUUGUCAAGCUUCGUGUCCUGGUCGUAUUACUGCCAGCGCGAAUGGAUGUUUGAUCCAGAACUUGUCCAAACGAUAGUUGACGUGAUUCCUUUGGCUUUGACUGCCAUAUAUGUAGGAGUCGAUGACGCCGAAAACAUCUUCGUCGACUGGCUUGAUAGCUCAGGGCCCAUACUCCGAUCCCGGUCCGCUCAGAACGUCAAAGAACAUUUCUACGUGCUAUUCACGAGCUCUUGGUGUGAAAAAAACGUUGCAAGCAUGCGUGAAGGCGAUCCCUCUUCGGUGGUCUUCAGCCGUUUGCUGAUUGCUUUCGCGGAGAUCGAGAUAGACCGGUUGACUCAAGAGACCGACACGAGACUAUCACGGUCUCUUCUCGAUUUACUCCACAUGCUGCUGCAAUGCCCUGGCACGCCUGGAGAUGAUGACGAAUACGCACCACUAGGCCUCGAGUUCUGGGGUCAGUACAUUGAGUCUGUCAACGAGCAGAUGUACCAAUCAGACAGUGGAGCUCCUCCAUGGCUACAGUCAGCUAUGCGAGAAGCUCGACAAGCUCUCCACGAACUCUUCGUCAAACUCAACUUCCCGCCAAGCCGGAUUACCUCGACCUGGAGCAGCGAUACUAGACAGUCCUUCAGUAGCUUUCGAACGGACUUCCAGGACAUAUUGCAAUCAGCCUACACAUUCCUCGGUUCAGAGUUGACAGAUAGCCUCACGCAGACUGCUAAUCAUCAACUUGCGACCAAGGACUGGAUGAGUGUCGAAGCUUCGUUGUUCUGUCUUAACGCUCUGGCAGACUCAAUUAGCGAGACUCUUGUAACAGGGAGUCCGGAAGAUGAGAACCUGCUGUCAUUGUUCAAAUCAUCUCUAUUCUCAGAGCUGUCAGCAGAUGCCUCGAUCCCAGGUCGAGUACGGCGAACUGCGGUGGAGUUGCUUGGGCAAUACUCGCCCAUAUUCGAACGGAGGGUUGAGCUCCUUCCCAGUGCACUAAACUUCCUCUUCUCGUCUUUGACCGUUGCAAAUCUAGCUAUAGAGACCGCAAGAUCCAUUAGCAAGCUUUGCUCGUCUUGUCGCAGCCAUCUUACUGCAGAACUGCCGGCCUUCGUACAACACUACGCGUCAUUUUGCUCCUCUUCAACUGCAGACGUAUUGACCCGAGAGAAAGUCAUGGAAGGAAUCGCAUCUGUGGUUCAAGCGUUAUCCAAUGUCCAGGAUCAAGUGGACUGGGUAUCUCGUCUCUUGAAUUUCAUCGAAGAUGACAUAAGGGGUAUGCUCGAACAUGUGGCUGCAAAUCGAAUUGAAGAAGGUCAAGUCAAAGCUUACACCGCCAUGGCAUGCCUCGCAAGUCUGGGCAAGGGUAUGCAAGCACCGGACGACGCCCACAUAGGUGCAGUCAUCGACCAGCAUUUAAAUCUCGUGUGGCAUCCAGUCCAUGAGAGAAUAUUAUCUUGCAUCAACACCACAACCCAGGUACUUGAGAAUGACCCAGAGGUGAUCGAACAAGCUUGCCAAGUCCUGCGUGCUGGAUACAAGGAGAAACUCCCAGGGCCUUUCGUACUCCCCGCAGAUGCCACCACAAAAUUCAUCGAAAGAACGACCUUACAAACGCCGAGACUUCCGAUUAUCAUGUCAACCGCAUCAAUAUUCGUCAAAUCCCACGUUGACCAUGCGAAUCCACAAUUCAAGGACGCUGCACUCAGGAUGUUGACGCACAUCGUCAAAUUGAUGUGGCAACUAGACCAACCAUCUGAAGACCCAGAGGUAGCACAGACCUGCAUUGAAGUGCUUUCCAAUUAUAUCUCUGGCGAUUUUGCCAGCGUUCUUGUCGAAUAUGGAGUGGCACUGCGGAUGGGUGUGGAAUUUACGUUGCGUGCCUUACAAGGCUCGGACGUGCUUCCGAAGCGUGCGGCAGCUUUAUUCUGGACCACUAUCAUAACUGCAUCCGCUGAAGGGAGGCCUCGAAUGCAGAGCAUCGCCAAAGAAGCAACCACCCAUUUCGGGCCUCGGCUUUGCGACGUCCUCGUGGAACAAAUCUGCGGCGGUGCCCCAAAAAGCGCUCUAGAGUAUCUGAGUGUCCCUUUCACGAAACUUAUCCAAGUGGAGCCAGACUCCAGGCUCUGGAUCGAGCGAAGCCUGGAAAAGGUAGUCUCAGAUCCCUCUGGAGAUAUGCGAAAUGCAAAAAUGAAGUUUAUGCGGUCGAUCAUGGGUGCUCGCGGAGCCACAGCUCGCAAAAUCAUCUCAGAAAUCUGGACUGCCUGCCGCCAACACGCGAUAUCAAACACGAGCACCGGUUCGCUCACCAAUCCCCAGCUGAUCGAAUAGUGACAUUGAAUGGUUGUCUGAAACAUCCGGUGGUGCUGUCUCUGUAGGUAAAAGCGGAUGAAGGGAAUGGAUGGACUUGGAAUGAGAGCAUUUCAGGCCGGCACGCGCGUACUGCGUGCGCAUUGCAUGGAGGCAAAACUGACCUUACCGUACAUAGCAGUCGAGAAAGUCUAGAAAAUGCACAUUAUAGCAC